Messenger RNA from Aplosporella prunicola CBS 121167, 1121 nucleotides. RefSeq lists its product as uncharacterized. The coding region runs from base 365 to 970 and encodes 201 amino acids. The record is from RefSeq and is a predicted model, not a curated record. Lineage: Eukaryota; Fungi; Ascomycota; Dothideomycetes; Botryosphaeriales; Aplosporellaceae. The transcript has 2 exons.
CAUCUCAAAAUGCGUGAGGUGACAUCAACGUAAGAGGACACCUAUCCUGCGUUUGACAGGUAGGCAAAGCAAUUGCGAGACCAAACGCUCGGUACCGGGAAGCGACGCAAACGGCCACCUGCUUGAAUGUCAAACAGGCAACCACAACGUGCAAGACAUGGCGUAACUUGAUCUCCCCACUGACAGUGGAUUAGUUUCCUGGUUACUGACAUCUUCCCAUCUUGAAGCUCGUUCGACAUAACCAUCGCAAGGGGGACGACGGCUCGUUGUUUCUACCGGUGGCCACGAGAGCCCAGCAGCCUUACUGAAGAGCACAAAGACGCGCGAUUCCAAAACGUCCGACCAUAGCAAGGCGUCGUCUACAAUGAAAGAUCGACAUCCGGAGGAGCCUGUGACGCAAACCAACACUCAGGAAGUACCGAAAGAGGCUGAUCCAACUUUAGCCAGCUAUGAGGCGGACCCAUUGAUGCCUACAACGGAGAAUCUCAUUCUGGCAGCGGCUGGAUUGUGUGCGACCGGAGAAGACCAUUCCCGUCCACAGGUGGAAUUGACCAAGCCCGGGGGCCUUACCAAUACUUCUCUGACUGAACACUCCCAGACAGGAACCGGUCCGACGGCAACCAAGGUGGUAGAGAUCGCUAAAACAGCCAGUACUCAGAUCAUCGAAGCCACAAAUUCAGCGACAGAAGCGACGGGCGCAGCGGCAGGAAAGAUGAUCGAAGCGACGAAAGACGUCAGCGCAGUCUUCAAAAGCUCAGCAGAGAAGGCAGCCAAGGAACUCGAGGAAAGCAAUGAUGACUCUCUUGGUCCGUAUGGUAGCUUGGGUACUUGCACACCGAACGACAUGGACCCUCUGGCGGAAGCUGUUCACACUGGGUUACUUCUGGAAGACAGAAGCCAGGCAAACAAAGAGGCUCAGCCUCAUGACGGAAGGAUCGAGGCGAAGCGCACUAAGGACAGGGAGCAGUGAUCCCUGUCAAUAAUGCUGCAGCUCCGUUGGUUGCAAGUCGUAGAAUUUGCUGAGGUGGACCGGCUUACACCCAUAUGAGCUGAAGACGUGGUGGCGUGAAGUUGAUCGAUGGAGGUAGUGCGGAGCUAUCCCAAUGAUAAGGCAUCAAUUG